AUGGCGCUCAUCCGGCCCUUCCUCCUUGUCGUUGUCUUUCUCUCGAUGGCCGUCGUCGAUGCGGCCACCCCUCCCACCCUGUACUGCCCUCAAAAGAAUGGCCCGUGGCUGAACAAUGGCACUCAAUGCCAAAAGGAGUUCGAGAAUCCAGAGAAGAAACGCCUCAUCGUCUUCUCAGAGAUUGUCGUCGAAUCGGGCGAUCCGAGCAGCUAUCAAUCACCCAGGAAUAUCAUCAAUUAUGUGUGCCCCCAGCGCACGAUCUGGUGUCCGGGCAUUGUGAACGACACACAACACACGACGUUUGGAUGCUAUCUCGAGAAUACCGUAUCCAUCACCAAGGAGGGCAUCGCCUGUCAUUGUGUCGCCGUCGACAACACAACGGCCCCGAGACUGGACCAUGCGCUCAAUGAGGAACUGCAGAAGCUGCUUUACUUCUACCAAUGGGACGCCACCCAGUGCACGAGCAAGGCGCCCGAAGAGCGACCCCGAGGCGUCAGCUUCCCGUGGCCGACGUACUGCUCGGUGACGGGGCAGCCGUUCAACCCGGUCGACAAGUGCACCAUGCAUCGAGGAAGUGUCAAUUCUGAGCCGGAGCGGAAGAAGCGGUACGAGGAAUGGGAUCCGCGCGUCUUCUACUCGGAGCAUCUGUUCGCCUAUGAUGGCUCGAGAACGCAGUACACAUACGCGUGUGACCUGUUGGAGGAGACGUUCUGCCUGUCGUGGCGGGACCCUGUGAUGAAUGCUUCAUCCCCAGCCGGCUGCUACAGUGGCGCCUACCGGAAGAAUAUCGGCUCCGACUGUGUCUGUGACGUGCUGGACGAGAAAGUGAAACCGGCGCGCCAGGGAAACGUUAGCUGGCAGCUGCUGGCCGCCUACGCCUCGUUGCCCAAGCCGUCGACCGGGCCAACCUGCGGCGCGCGAAAGCGCGCUUCGAACGCCCCAGCGAUUUUGAGCAGCCAUAUACUUCGCACCACCUCUGAGCAUCCCAUCGCCUCCACCAAGGCCGAGCAGUCCGGCGAGCAGGGAGCCGAGAAUAAGCUCGAGGACAUCGCCGAGGACAAGCUGCUGGUGGAUAUGGGAAACCACUGGCAAUUCCUGAGGAUGCCCUCGUUCCGCGCCCGAUGCGCCAUCUGCACGCUAUUCUACUCGCUGGAGGACGUCCACGUCAUCCCGUGCGGCCACACCUUCCACAAAGACUGCAUUAACACAUGGCUCACGAGCCAUCACCCGCACUCGCAGCGCUGCCCGGUAUGCCGUCAUCGCUGUGGCCGCCACGAGGUCGUCAAGGCCUUCAUCGACAUCGACGAGACCGCGGAGGGCGCCGCCGAGCACGCCACUGAUCAGUUGGACCAAAUGCGCCGCGAGCUGGUGCUCACGAAGGCGGAUGCGUUGGAGGCCCAGCGCGACAUGAAGAGGAAGGUCAAUGACGUGCGCGACGAGGCCGCCCGGCUCCUCGCCAAGAAGGACCGGAGAAUCGACGCGCUGGUGGCGCAGAUGAAGACUGUGGUGCAACGUCGCCCGCCCCCACCACCGCAGCAGCAGCAGCCGUCUAGCUCGAAGCAGCCGGACGUGAAGGCCCCGGAGCGCAGCCUCGUCUCGCCCGCGCGCCCCUGCCCAUCGCCGCCGCGCUCCUCAACAAACGGAUGCCGGAGAAGGAGCUGCGCCGCUCGCUUCGUUCCGCGAGCGUCGUGGCCACGGCCCGCCUCACCACGAAGCGCCCCGAGCCGCCGCGUCCUGCUGUCGCUGCCGGACCUGCUGCCAAGAAGUGACGUGCCGCUCGCCCUCGACGAUCAAUCAACGCUCCCCGAACGACACCACCCGGCCGGCCGCCACCCCAUCCUCGUGCUCGACUUCAUGCUCAUCUAC
Molecule: messenger RNA, 1866 nt
Organism: Mesorhabditis spiculigera
Lineage: Eukaryota; Metazoa; Nematoda; Chromadorea; Rhabditida; Rhabditidae
Source: the annotation of a GenBank genome assembly